Dendronephthya gigantea is the source of this 5803-nucleotide messenger RNA. RefSeq lists its product as uncharacterized. Gene Ontology annotation, biological process: DNA integration; proteolysis. NCBI's taxonomy places the organism in Eukaryota, Metazoa, Cnidaria, Anthozoa, Malacalcyonacea, Nephtheidae. Gene Ontology annotation, molecular function: nucleic acid binding; aspartic-type endopeptidase activity. The transcript is spliced from 2 exons. The record is from RefSeq and is a predicted model, not a curated record. Bases 412 to 5760 code for a protein of 1782 amino acids.
CAUACUGGAUUGACAGUUUAUAUACACGUGCGUAGACACGAAUGGAACUCAUUAUAAUUGAACUUUGAAACUAUGAUGACAAUAUUAGGUAUCAAAUAGCAAUCAUAGCAUUAGCAUAUAGACGCACAGCGAGACGGAAAAGGUGUAAAUAUAACGCAUGUUUUGUUAAAUAAGUAAAUGAAAGAAAGACGGGCUAACCUGAACGAUAAACGAUGAAAUAGACAGCUAAAGGAUCUCGCCACAGAAAUCGAAUUGUUAUUAUAUAAUUUAUAAUGCGAUUUGCGAGACUUCUUUGGUUUAAUGUCUGAGAUUACUUGCUAACCGGUCGUCUUGGUUCCGACGAAACACUAUUCGAUUUCUUGCUAACCACGGUUCGAAGGAAUUUGAGACGAAUUAUACUGUAAAACGACAAUGGAAAAUAUGACAUCGAAAGACGGCAAUUGCGACGAUUUUAAGAAAGCUAAGAUGAAACGACGAAACGGCAAAGCAGCAUUAACACGGCUCGGGAAAGUUAUAAUAGUCCAAAUCGAGGGGAAACGUUCGACCGAUGAGGUUCAAAGGGCGCUUGAUAAUUAUGAACACGCAUUUGCCGACCUGGAAGCCAAACACGAAGAAGUGACAAUGCUAAUCGAAGAUGACGAACAGUUCAAUGAGGAAGAACGAUAUAUUGAACAAUGCCAGGAAACCUUUCUGCGCUUAAAAAUUGACGCGCAAGAUUAUAUAAAGCAACAGACGAAAAUAUCAGAGAUGAAACAAAAUACUGUCGAAACCGGAAGCGUAAAUACUCCCGCAGAGAACUUGUCGAAUGAAGAACAAAUUAACGAAAUCCCGGCCGGCGAAGAAAGUCAUGCAUCGAUACCGAAUGAAGAAAAUCAAGACAACCAGAUAUCAGCACCAGUAGCUCAAGAAACCCAAAGUCAUCCUGUACAACCCAGCACAUCUAUUAAUGAUUCAUCGUUCAACACAACUGAGAACACCGCGGAGACAGCAACUCAUAUAAGCAAAGGAGAAAGCCUAUUUCGAAUUGAGAAGCCAAAGAUGCCAAAAUUCACUGGUGACGUCAGAGAAUUUGGAACUUUUAGAGCGGACUUUAAGCACUUGGUGGAAAAUAGAUACAGUAAACGUGAUGCAAUAACCAUUCUGAGGUCUAGUCUCCAAGGAAAACCGCUGGAAAUGAUCAAGGGAAUUGGUCAAGACUAUGAUGCCGCAUGGGAAUAUCUCGAUUCCGUGUAUGGAGAUCCACGAUUUGUUGCUGACAUCAUCACUCACGAUAUCUCCAAGUUUAAGCCAAUAAAGGACGGAGAAGAUGCCCGGUUUUGCGACUUGGUCCAUUUAAUAAAGCGGAGUUUCAACACCCUUAGAGAAGUAGGACGGGAGAAUGACAUGGAUAACAACCACAUGCUGGCUAUCAUUGAACAGAAAAUGUUUACCGACGAUCGCAAAGUCUGGUCACGCUAUUUGGAGAGUUCAAAGAGUCAAGCCACAUUGGAGUCGUUAAUUUCCUGGAUGACAAGUGAGAUGAAGUCGAGAAUGAGAGCAACGGCACCAUUAAGAAGCUCAUGGCAGUCACCCAAGCAUGUUGGACAUGUUACUGGAAAAGAAGAUGGGAAGCCAACAAACCAUAAGUGCUGGUUCUGCAAAACGUCUGAACAUUGGACCGACCAAUGCCAAAAGUUCCUUGCCCAGAGUGCUAGCGACCGCCUGAAAGUUGUGAAGGAGAACCAUGCCUGUUAUAGCUGCCUGAAGCGAGCUGGUCGUGGUCACAACAUGUCAACCUGCUCUCGAAGGCGCCAGUGCAGCGAGACCAUCAGCGGAGUUCAGUGCAAGCAUUACCAUCAUCCACUAUUGCAUAUUUUAAACAUAUCUGCUGUGUCAUCUGUUACUACUAGCGGAGAGACUAUGUUACCGACUAUUCAGGCAGAAAUCCUGGGACCACAGAAGGUCAAGAAACAGGCUAAUAUGUUACUAGACACUGGUGCUCAAAUCAGUUUAAUACGGACAUCAGUCGCUGAGGAGCUGGGUCUCAAAGGCAAGAGUGUCACAGUAACAAUGGCGAAAGUUGGAGGAGAAGAAAAUGAGAUGUCAACAAAGAUGUAUCGAUUCCAAAUUCGAUCCCUCGAGAACCAGUCCAUCCACACAAUUGCAGCUGUGGGAAUCCCAAGUAUCAGUGGUGAUAUUUCCGGAAUGAAACUUGAUGGCAUAGCUGAAGCUUUCAACCUUGAAAGAGAGAAAUUACGAAGAGAGAAUGGUCCAAUAGAUGUCCUGUUGGGAAUUGAUCAACCGAAGUUGCACACUGGUGAGACAAAAGAAGCUGGUAAUCUUGUUGCAAGAUAUUCGCCAUUGGGAUGGGUUGUCUUUGGAGCCACGUCUGAAAAGUGUGACGUCAGUCAAGUCUACCAUGUCAAGUGUUCAAAUCCCAUCGAUAUGACCGACUUUUGGACCACCGAAUCAAUGGGCGUGGAAGGGAAUAUGUGUUCUUGUGAAAGCAAGAAGUUAAGUCCAGUUGAAGCCUACGAAGCCAAGAUUAUAGAACAAUCCUGCAAAAAGAUUGGUAAUAAAUGGUUAGUUUCAUACCCCUGGGUCAAAGAUGCAUCUGAAUUACCGGAUAACAGAAGCCAAGCGGAGAAGAAAUUGGAAACAACCGAGCGUCGAUUAGCCAAGAACCCAGAUCAUGCAGAAGCGUAUGACAAGCAGAUGAGGGAAAUGAGUGAAAUGAACUUCUCUCGAAAAUUAUCAAGUGAAGAAUUAAAGUCAUACAAGGGACCAACCCACUACAUAUCCCACCAUGAGGUAGUCAGACCCGAGAAGAAGAGCACCCCCAUCCGAAUUGUUUUCAAUUCCUCAGCAUCGUAUAAAGGGCACCGCUUAAAUGAUUACUGGAUGAAAGGACCCGAUUUACUAAAUAAUCUGUUUGGAGUUCUCCUACGAUUUCGAGAAAAUGAAGUGGCUAUCAACGCGGAUAUAUCCAAGAUGUAUCACAGAAUCCUAAUCCCGGAAAGAGAUCAACAUGUUCACCGAUACCUGUGGAGAAACAUGGAUACGGAUCGAGAACCUGAUGUUUAUGUCAAAACAGUCUUGACAUUUGGUGACAAACCAGCCCCAGCCAUGGCACAGACCGCGCUGCAAAAGACUGCUGAAGAAGGAGAAAAACGCUACCCUGCAGCUGCUGAAGUCUUAAAGAAGAAUACUUACAUGGACGACAUAUGCGAUUCGGUCCAUUCUGAAAAUCAAGCAAGAAAAAUAACAGCAGAGAUUGACGAAAUCCUUCGCAACGGUGGUUUUAACGUGAAGUGUUGGCUCUCAAACCGGUCAUUAAAGAAGAAUGAUGAAAGCGUUAUUGAAAAAAGUGAAUUGGAAUUAAAGCUCCUACAAGGCCCAGUUGAAGAGAAAGUUUUGGGAACUGUCUGGAACCACCACGACGACGUUUUUGGGUUCAAAGUGAUUCCUCCUGAACUAGUUAAACUUACGAAGAGAGCAAUACUAAGCCAAGUAGCUCGGAUCUACGAUCCUCUAGGAGUAGCUGCAGCUUUCCUGAUUCGCGCCAAAAUAGAGAUGCAAAAACUGUGGUUAGAAGGACUACAAUGGGAUGAUGAAUUGCCGCCGAAUCUCCAAAUAACGUGGAUACGAUUCUUCCAAGAGAUGAACGACCUGAACAACGUCACCUUCGAAAGGUCUCUUACGCCAGAUUCCGUGAUCGGAGCGCCAGUACUAUGCAUUUUCUCGGACGCAUCGAUUGAAGCCUUCGGAGCAUGUGCUUACAUCAGAUGGGAGACAGAAAACAACACCUUUGUAACCAGGUUCAUCGCAGCAAAGUCAAGAGUAGCCCCACUGAAGUCGCUGACCAUACCUCGUUUAGAGCUACAAGCAGCUGUCCUGGCGACACGAUUAUGUUGUUCUAUUCUCGAAGAGUCUCGAAUGAAGUUUGUGAAGAUAAUUUUCUUCUCUGACAGCCACAUUGUUCUUUCAUGGAUCCGUAACCAACCCAGAGAGUUUAAGCCGUUCGUUUCAGCCCGAAUUGCCGAAAUCCAGAGCAAGUCUGAACCAGAUCAGUGGAGACACGUUCCUGGAGAGCUAAAUGUCGCUGAUGAUGUGUCGCGAGGAAUACCUGCUCUGCAACUGACAGGCAGAUGGAAGUAUGGCCCCGAGUUUCUGAAGUUACCGGAGGAAGAAUGGCCGAGCGAGUCGUCUUCUGCUACCAUCACUAAAAGCGUGGAUAUCGAUCAGUCUGAACGUCGAAAAGUUCAACCUGUCUUUCAAGUAACCCAAUCGCCAGAAGUCAUUCCGUGCAAGAAGUUUUCCAGUUGGGGGAAACUUAUCCGAGUCACAGCCUAUGUGUUACGGUUCAUCAACACGCUACGAAACAAGCAUCAAAACAAAGACAACACAGAAACGACCCGACCGAAAGACACCUCAGAUGAUAGAUCAAUCUCAGCAAAGGAGUUAGAAGAUGCCGAGUUGUAUUGGGUCAAACAAAGUCAGAAGUCACUUCAUGAUCGCCUGAAAAAGGGAGAACUGAAAGGACUCACCCCGUUUACCGAUGACAACGGAGUUAUCAGAGUCGGAGGUCGAGUAAGCGAAGCCGUAAUCUCGUACGAUGCCAAACAUCCAGUUUUACUCCCACGUGAACACUGGAUAUCCCUGCUGAUCACUCGUAACUUCCAUCGAAACGGCCACUCAGGAGUUGCAACAACCGUUGCAAAGAUCAAGAAAAAGUUUUGGAUUAUCCGAUGUCAUGAUCUUGCCAAGUCAAUAAAGUUCCGAUGCGUAUGUUGUCGCCGAAUCCAAGCCAAAACCGAGGAGCAGUUCAUGUCAGACCUACCAAUUACCCGACUGGAGCCAUUCACACCACCCUUUCAUCGCACGGCAUGCGAUUACUUCGGUCCUUACCAAGUUAAAAUUGGCCGAAACAAAACAACCAAACACUAUGGCGUACUGUUUACAUGUCUGAAUACUCGUGCCGUACACCUGGAAAUCGCAGUGGACUAUUCCGCUAUGGAAUUCUUGCAAACCUUACGUCGAUUUUUCGCAAUCCGUGGACAACCGGCUCUGAUGAUCAGUGACAACGGGACGCAGCUGGUGGGAGCUCAACGUGAACUCCGAGAAAUGAUAGAAGGAUGGAACGAGAAAGAGUUGAAGGAAUUCAGCGCCGAGAAAGGAAUGGAGUGGAGAUUUAUUACUCCUGCAGCACCACAUCAUAACGGUUGUGCUGAGGCUCUUGUCAAGAGUUCGAAGAAAGCAUUAAAGAUCGCGAUUGGUGAACAAAUUUUGGCUCCGUUCGAGCUGUACACAUGCUUGCUGGAAGUUAGUAACCUGAUUAAUCAGCGUCCUAUUGGAAGGAUCCCCAAUGAUCCAGAUGACGGUUCUUUCCUUUGUCCAAACGACAUUUUACUUGGUCGAGCAUCAACAAUGGUACCACAAGGGCCAUUCAGAGAAACGAAGAAUCCUCAACAUCGUGUUGAAUUUGUCCAGAAGAUCAUCGAUAGUUUUUGGAAGCGUUGGAGCAGAGAUGUAUUUCCCACCUUAGUUCCCAGAAAGAAAUGGACUACUGAAAAAAGAAAUGUACGAGUGGAUGACAUCGUCGUGGUUCAAGAUACGAAUGCGAUUCGUGGAAACUGGACUACGGGCAGAAUUGUUAAUGUAUAUCCUGGAAAUGACGGACGAAUUCGUAACGUUAAGGUGAAGACAUCCACAUCGCACUACGAAAGACCUAUUACAAAAGUCGCAGUACUGUACCCUGCAGAAGGAUAUGAAGAUAAGUAACUCACAAUUAGUAACAUUAAGUGAUGAGGAAGAGUCCUCAUCG